AUGUCUAUGCCAGGUGGAUAUACUGAGGUUGCCAAAGCAGAUGGAGUAAUCCAGAUGAUCUGUGACGCUAUGAAGCACAAGGCUGAAGCAAAGACAGGGAAGAACUACGACGUCUUCACAGCCAAGUUGUACAGGACGCAGGUUGUGAACGGGAUCAACUACUUGAUUAAGGUCCAUGUGGGAGGAGAUGAUCAUGUUCAUCUCCGCGUUUUCGAAGAUCUGCCAUGUAAUGGAGAAACCCUUCAGCUGACUGACCUACAGCAAGCCAAAAGCUAUGAUGACCCCAUUGAGUAUUUCUAA
Molecule: messenger RNA, 300 nt
Organism: Limanda limanda (common dab)
Lineage: Eukaryota; Metazoa; Chordata; Actinopteri; Pleuronectiformes; Pleuronectidae
Product: cystatin-B-like
Exons: 3
Coding region: 1-300 (99 amino acids)
Cellular component (GO): cytosol
Molecular function (GO): cysteine-type endopeptidase inhibitor activity
Source: RefSeq, a predicted model, not a curated record